Aspergillus tubingensis is the source of this 246-nucleotide messenger RNA. RefSeq lists its product as uncharacterized. NCBI's taxonomy places the organism in Eukaryota, Fungi, Ascomycota, Eurotiomycetes, Eurotiales, Aspergillaceae. The record is from RefSeq and is a predicted model, not a curated record. The coding region runs from base 1 to 246 and encodes 81 amino acids. The transcript is spliced from 2 exons.
AUGGGGGGAAACUUGUGGCUUCCUGGCGAGGUUGGCAUUUUGCGCGGGUGUAAACGGGACCCAAAGAUCAGUCCAAAGAAACAUGGAUUCCUCAAGUCAUUGACGGGUUUGCGAUUAUCAUGGCCCGUCAUCAUUGGCAUUACCAGGUUCCAGCUGGAAUCUCGACCCGAAUGGCCCAUCCACUCCAUCCUGGUCGAGACGUUUCGCUCAAAGACAAUUAGGUGCCUUGCCAUGCGACACCGGUGA